Molecule: messenger RNA, 3939 nt
Organism: Lynx canadensis (Canada lynx)
Lineage: Eukaryota; Metazoa; Chordata; Mammalia; Carnivora; Felidae
Gene: ADAM28
Product: ADAM metallopeptidase domain 28
Exons: 22
Coding region: 78-2462 (794 amino acids)
Biological process (GO): proteolysis
Cellular component (GO): plasma membrane
Molecular function (GO): metalloendopeptidase activity
Source: RefSeq, a predicted model, not a curated record
UGAGAGGAGUCAGGAACAGAUCAAGCAGUGCACCCUGAGCGAGAAGGGCAGGCACUCUGCCCCUGGGCUCAACCAGCAUGCUGCAGGGGCUUCUUCUGACGGUCACGGUCACGUUCCUCCUUUCUCCAGUUCCAGUAAACGCGAUAAAAGAACUCUCUGGAGUGAAGAACUAUGAAGUGGUUUAUCCCAGAAGACUUCAUUCACUACAUAAAAGAGAGGUCAAGGAGCCAGAACAACAGGAAAAAUUUGAAACUGAAUUGAAGUACGAAAUGACAGUUAAUGGGAAAAUUGCAGUGCUUUACUUGAAAAAAAGCAAGGGUCUCCUUGCACCAGGUUACACGGAAACACAUUAUAAUUCCACUGGAGGGGAGGUCACCACCAGCCCACAGAUCAUGGAUGACUGUUAUUACCAAGGACAUGUCAUUAAUGAAAAAGUUUCUGAUGCUAGCAUAAGCACGUGUAGGGGCCUAAGGGGCUACUUCAGUCAGGGAGAUCAAAGGUACUUCAUUGAACCUUUAAGCCCCACAAAUCAGGAUGCACAAGAACAUGCGCUCUUCAAGUAUGAUCCCGAGGAAAAGAAGGCUAACAGCACCUGCGGGACGGAUGACACAUUGUGGGUACACGGAUCUCGGCAGAAUGUGGUUCCACCUGCCACCAGUCUGGUGAAAUCAAAAGACCGGAAGGGUCGGGAACGUAAGAAAUACAUAGAGUUUUAUUUGGUCCUGGAUAAUGGUGAGUUUAAAAAGCACAAUCAAGAUCCAGAGGAAAUAAGAAAGAGGGUGUUUGAAAUGGCCAAUUAUGUCAAUAUGCUUUAUAAAAAGCUAAAUACUCAUGUGGCCUUAGUUGGUAUGGAAAUCUGGAAUGACAAGGAUAAAAUAAAGAUAACCCCAAAUGCAAGCUUCACCUUGGAAAACUUUUCUAAAUGGAGGGGAAGUGUCCUCCCAAGAAGAAAACGUCAUGAUAUCGCUCAGUUAAUCACAGCAACAGAACUUUCUGGAACAACCGUGGGCCUUGCCUUCAUGUCUACAAUGUGCUCUCCUUAUCAUUCUGUUGGCAUUGUUCAGGACCACAGUGAAAACGUGCUUAGAGUAGCAGGAACGAUGGCCCAUGAAAUGGGCCAUAACUUUGGAAUGUUUCAUGACUCCUAUGUUUGCAAGUGCCCUUCUACAAUAUGUGUGAUGGACAGAGCACUAAGCUUCUAUAUUCCUACAGACUUCAGUUCCUGCAGCCGUGUCAGCUAUGAUAAGUUCUUUGAAGAUAAAUUAUCAAAUUGCGUCCUCAAUGUUCCAUUGCCUACAGAUAUCAUAUCCACCCCAAUCUGUGGGAACCAGUUGGUAGAAAUGGGAGAAGACUGUGACUGUGGGACUCCCGAGGAAUGUACCAACAUUUGCUGUGAUGCUAAAACUUGUAAAAUCAAAGCAAGUUUUCAAUGUGCAUCAGGAGAAUGCUGUGAAAAGUGCCAGCUUAAAAAGCCUGGUGCAGUGUGCAGACCAGCAAAAGAUGAGUGUGACCUGUCAGAAAUGUGUGAUGGCAAAUCUGGUAUUUGCCCUGAUGAUAGAUACCGAAUCAACGGCUUCCCUUGUCAAAAUGGGAAGGGCUACUGUUUGAUGGGGAUGUGCCCCACUCUUCAGGAGCAGUGCACCGAGCUGUGGGGACCAGGGACCAGCGUUGCAGAUAAAUCGUGUUACAGCAGGAAUGAAGGUGGGUCGAGGUAUGGGUACUGUCGCAAAGUGGAUGACACACGCAUUCCCUGCAAAACAAAUGAUGCCCUGUGUGGGAAGUUGUUCUGCCAAGGUGGGUCAGAUAAUUUGCCCUGGAGAGGACAUAUAGUAACUUUCCUGACCUGUAAAAUGUUUGAUCCUGACGACAGCAGUCCAGAAAUAGGCAUGGUAGCUAAUGGAACUAAGUGUGGACACAGGAAGGUUUGCAUUAAUGCAGAAUGUGUGGAUAUCGAAAGAGCCUACAAAUCGACCAACUGCUCCUCCAAGUGCAGAGGGCAUGCCGUGUGUGACCAUGAGCUCCAGUGUCAGUGCAAAGAAGGAUGGGCCCCUCCUGACUGUGAUGACUCCACAGUGGUCUUCCGUAGACUUCUCCAUUGUGGUCGGGGUGCUGUUCCCCGUGGCUGUCAUAUUUGUGGUGGUUGCUAUAGUAAUCUGGCACCAAAGCCCCAGACGAAAGCAGAAGAAAGUCCAGAGGCCAGCAUCUACCACUGGCACCAGGCCUCGCAAACAGAAGAAGAACCCACAGACGGUGAAGGCUGUACGACCCCAAGAGCUAAUUACGAAGCCAGAUUUUCCACCGCCCCCAAUACCUACAACCGUGUCCACUUCCUCUUUCCUUGGUUCCAACCCAAAGGUCUGAAGCAGCAACUAAGCAGGUGGUGGGUAAUAAUCAACUUAGAAGACUGGACAGUCUGGACGGAAGAGAAAUGUACUUACUUUCCCCUUAUUAUUUGCUCUUGAUACCCAAGGAUGUUAACAUUUCUUUCUUUCUUUCUUUCUUUCUUUCUUUCUUUCUUUCUUUCUUUCUUUCUUUCUUUCUUUUUGCUUCUGGAUGGGAGAGGGACUGGGAGUAUGUUAACAUUUCUUGAUUCAUGUUCUACUUUGAGGAGAUUAAACAAAAAUUUUCUAGAGAGACAUACUUUUGAGAAUCUUUGUAUGAAUUUAAGAUUUCUAUUCUCCAUAUUCACAGGAAAGAAGAUGAUUCUAAACAAAGAGCUAUGAAUCUGACGUGUCUAAUUAGAUGACUUUCCUAGACACCCCCCUCUUCUUACUGUUGUAUUGAUUACUAGUUCCUCAAAUAUUUUGAGUAUCUUGAUUUUCUCAUUUAGUAAGAAGUAAUUUACCCUCUGCUUAAAGCCAGCAAACAAACAAAUAAAAACCCUGAGUAAAUUACAGGAAACUGAGAGGGAUGGAAGAACAUUGUAUAUUCAUCAUUAGAUAACUAGCAACAUCUUGAUUGUUUUGACAAUUAACCUGUCAAAUUAGAACACUGACAACAAAAUCAUAUAAACAUUCUCUGAUUCAUAUAACAUCUUUUUUCCUACACCAUUUAUUGCAAUCCUUAUUAGCUAUGUCAUUUGAAGUUUACUAUAAGUGAAUAAAACUUUAUUAGUUAAUUUUUUUCCCAGAAAUUUGUAUAAUUCAGUUACUGGCAAGGUUAAAGUGAACUUUGCUUUCUAAGUGGAGAAAGUUUUAGUUACAUAAAUUCAUAACGUAAACCAGAGGUUUUAAACUGGUAGUUUGCAGGACAUAUCUGGACUACAGAGUUGUUUUAUUUGGAUGGGAUGAUUUUGGUCAUAACGUAUUUUAAGAUGUUUUGAAUGCAUUGCCAAUAUUUAAAAAUUGGGAGAUCUUGCAUAAACAUCCAGAGUUCCAGCUUUUUAAAAGUAAUCAAAUGAUUUGGCAGCCCUGGAAUCACAUUGCCCACAGCAACCAUUAGUCUAGUUGACUGGUGUUGGCAUAAACAUUAUUGGUUGCCUUCCUUGCUUUCAGAACACCAGUUUUAUUCAGCUGCCCAUGUUUUAGAAAAGGCACUCCAGACUCCAUCUCAGAAUAAAUUGCUAUUACUGUAAAGCAGUCAUAAUAAUCGUAUUUCCUUUACUAGUGCUUGAUUUGGUAAGUGUAUGACUUCGCUCUUUUUUGUUUUGUUUUGUUUUGCCGAUGAGACCAGAGAAAAGAUACCUUAGGAAAUUUCUACAAAAUAUAUUCUUCUGGCUGUCGGCAUCUGGAUAGCCUAUCUGGUAUUGUUGCAACCAUGUUGCGAUUAUGAGGGCAAGGCUGAUAUACUCAGUAAGAUAGAGCAGAAAGGUAAAAAGAAUAAAACCUGGUCUCUUGAUGAUGUCAUUGAACUGGUAGAUUAAUAACUGUUGAAUUUACCCUAUACUUUAUUGGGAUUUCCUGUUAUGUGAUCAAUAAAAUUUGCUUGCUGUUUAAGCCA